Messenger RNA from Sphaerodactylus townsendi, 2262 nucleotides. It is a transcript of the gene ACADSB, whose product is annotated as acyl-CoA dehydrogenase short/branched chain. Gene Ontology annotation, molecular function: flavin adenine dinucleotide binding; acyl-CoA dehydrogenase activity. The record is from RefSeq and is a predicted model, not a curated record. Gene Ontology annotation, cellular component: mitochondrion. NCBI's taxonomy places the organism in Eukaryota, Metazoa, Chordata, Lepidosauria, Squamata, Sphaerodactylidae. The transcript has 9 exons.
CGGCGUUGCCAAGAGAGGCGACAACGGCGAUGGCGACCUUGCGUGCGCUGUGCUUGCCGAAAUGGUGCUUGAAGGAGACCAGCGCGCUCAGAUCCUGGAUAAACAAAAUGCAUCUCUAUACCUCUAUAGGACUACUUAUCCUUGUGUCUUUAAAUCAUCCAAAUCAGAAGCUUUAGUCCACAAUGAUUUGCUUUGUGCUCCACUUCAAACAUUUACUGAAGAAGAGAUAAUGAUUAAGGAAAUGGUUAAAAAGUUUGCUCAAGAACGAAUUGCACUAUUAGUGCAAAAAAUGGAUACAGAUGCAAAAAUAGAUGAUUCCAUACUACAAAGUCUGUUUGAACAAGGGUUGAUGAGCAUCGAACUUGACUCAAAAUAUGGAGGAACUGGAUCUUCUUUUUUCCCCACCAUUUUGGUGGUUGAGGAGCUUGCUGAAGUUGAUCCAUCGGUGGCACUUGUAUGUGAACUCCAGAAUACAUUAACUAACUAAUUGUUUACAACAUAUGGCACAGAAGAACAAAAGAGUAGUUAUUUCCCCAGACUGGCAAAAAACCUGUUGGGCAGCUUCUGCCUUUCAGAAGCUGGAGCUGGCAGUGAUGCGUUUUCCUUGAAAACUCAAGCUGAAAAGAAAGGCGACUAUUAUAUCAUCAAUGGAUCAAAGAUGUGGAUUAGCUUUGCUGAACAUGCAGGAGUCUUUUUGGUGAUGGCUAAUGCAAAUCCUUCUGCAGGCUAUAAAGGAAUUACAUGUUUUAUUGUUGACCGAGACACAGAGAGCUUACAUAUAGGAAAGAAGGAGGAUAAACUAGGAAUCAGAGCAACCUCUACAUGCCCUGUAACAUUUGAAAAUGUGAAGGUGCCUGAGACCAAGAUUCUGGGACAGGUUGGACAAGGGUAUAAGUACGCCAUUGGUAUGCUCAAUACAGGCAGAAUAGGCAUAGCUGCACAGGUUGCAACUGUAACAACAAGUAAAUGUAUUGAAUGGAUGGGAGGAGUAGGCUUCACAAAAGAUUAUCCUAUGGAAAAGUAUUACAGGGAUUGCAAAAUUGGAACCAUAUACAAAGGGACUUCAAUUAUCUAGUUGAACACCAUUGCAAAAUGUAUUGCUCAAGAAUACUGAAAUCCAAAAGAUGCACUGAUUAUUUCACAGAAAUGUAGAAGCAGCUCAUCUAACUGGUGGAAUCCUUGAUUAUGACUAUAUUGCUGAAUUCUAGAUCAAAAAAGCUAAAUUAUGGUUAUAUGUUGCAUGUACAACUCCCUGCACAAGAUCAAUGUAUAAGUUACAAGACUGCUAUGUACCACAGGAAGUUUAAAUGUUACAACUAUAAGGGUUCCACCUUUUUAAAAAUAUGGUGGUUUUCCUGUCUUAAUUGCAAAGUUUGUCAGGUUGCUAAUAUCAUUUGAUUCUGAAUUGGUAAACUAUUUCCUGCAGGUAAUGUCUGUCUAUAUUACCAUAUUAUCUUUUUUCUUCCCUUUUAAAAUCCUUGGCAUCUACUUUAUUUUGGGGAGGGGUUAUUAGAAUAAAUGUACAGGGUUUUUUUAAAAAAAAAGUUGUAAAGGAGUAUGUCUCCCAAAAUGUCUGAAAUUUUAUUCAUAUGACAUUAACAGUCUCAACACAUUAGUAAAAGCAGUGAUAAGGCAGUGGUACUCAGGAAGACUCACUUACAUGUGAGCAUAAACAGUCAGCAGAGGCGUAUGGGGGUGAAAAUGGCUCCGGGGACAACUCCUCUGGGUGCCCUCCUGCCCGGAGGCGGGGCUCCCAGGGGUGGGGCUUGUGGGCAGGGCUGCUCAGCCCCCCCCCCAAUGUAACCAAAAGGCGUGACCCUGGGGACAUGGGUGACCCCAUAUCCUAGGACGGCACACCACUAUCAGUCAUCCAAAUGCUUGAAAAUGGUUACUAAGUUGCACGAGAAUGCCCAACAUUUAAUUGAACGUCCUUUGUUAUUUCUAACCUCUGAUCUUGGAGGAUGAAAUAGAUUUUGUAUUAAAAGCUGCUAAGUUGGAGAGCAUAGGACUGAUUCUGACAUAGUGCCUUUCAAAAGAGAGAAAUCAACAACUGCCCAUAUGUGCAUUCUCUGUUGUGGUCCCUCACCUUAUGGAAUGGUCUUGCCUGAUGAGAUCAGGAAAUCUUCCACUCUUCAGGCUUUCCACAAACUGCAAAACUGAAUUAUUCAGCAGGGCUUUGUUACACAGGUGAUAGGGCUGUAGUGUAACAAAAUGGUUCAAAAGAUGCUUUGGUAAAAGGGUUAGGGACUGUGGAUAAUACUA